AUGGAAAAUAUUGAUUUUACAAACUUUCAAGUACCUGAUAUUCUUAAAUUACAGUCAAUAAUAGGUAAAGAAAAAGAAAUCACUUAUAAACUUAUUUCAUAUCUAAAGUCAAAUGCACCUAUAUCCCCAGAAAUACUUCCUAUUUGUACACUUUUGUUAAUAGAAAACAGAAGCAGUACAAUAGAAGUUAUACAGAAUAUAUUGAUUCAUCACCCACAUCUUGUACAAGAUACUAUAAAUGAAUUACAAUCAAGUAAGUUUUAUAAUCAGCGAUGCGCAGUACCACAAAUAAUUAUUGAAAUCCCCGAUACAAAAAUGUAUCUUAAAAAAGCUUUUAAUGAUAACAUAGGUGUAGUUGUAAAAGAGGCCUGUUUAUCACUACAGUUCUAUGAAGCCCUCCCAUUUUCUGAUAAUGAGUUAUUGGAUAUUGCCUUAGCGUUAAAUAAUCAUCAAUAUGAUUAUAUUCAGUGUCUUGUUCCUGAUGUUUUAAUUUUUAUUAAACAGAAGACAUUUCUUAUGUCAGAGAUAAGCCUGUCUAAGUCAUGGAGAAAAAGACUUAGUCUGGUAAAAAAAGUAUCUUACUUCAGUUUAGAAGAUAGAUACUAUUUAUAUAAUACUUUAUGUAAAGAUCCAGAAGAAUCUGUUAGAAUAGCUCUUGUCAAAGAAAUAGAUUGUCUUACUGAUUUUAAAAAAUAUGCUGAAAUUUUUUUAACUGACACCAGUGAGAAUGUUAGAAGUUUAAUGGUUAGGAAAAUAGGAAAUAUGUAUGAUGAUUUACUAGAUAAUAUAGUAAAUGACCCGUCAUGGAUAGUGAGGAAAGAGCUUCUUUGUAUUCAUCGUGAAGAUAUUUAUGAGAGGAUAAGUCUACCAAUAAUUAAUAGUCUACCAAAAAACAAUACAUGGAGAGUUAAAAUAGAAAUAUUAGAAACAAUAUCCCAUAUUCUAAAUUUCAACGAUGUGUUGGUUCAAAGAUGUUUAUUAGAUAUUCUAUUCAAAUAUUUAACAGAUCCUGUCUAUGAAGUAAGAAAUAGGGCAGGAGGUGUAUUAAAAGAUUUAAUAAAUAAAGCGGAAUGGAGUAUAGAACUCCAAGAAAGGUUAGAGUGUUUAUUACAGUCGUCUUAUUUAGUAAGGAUUACAUUAGUGGAGGCUUUUAAAGAAUUUGAUAAAAAACAUGGUACUAAAUUUAUUAAAAAUUUACUUAAUGACAAAGUAAUAAAUGUGAGAAUUAAAGUACUAAGUAUUUUAAGUAAAGAAGAUCUCGAUGAUGAAAUAAAGGAGAUUAUAAAAAAUAUGGAGUGUAGUGAUAUGUACAUGAAAGAAGAAAUUGAGAGAUUAUUAAAUUUUUAA
Messenger RNA from Vairimorpha ceranae, 1347 nucleotides. RefSeq names its product protein phosphatase. The transcript has a single exon. Bases 1 to 1347 code for a protein of 448 amino acids. Gene Ontology annotation, cellular component: protein phosphatase type 2A complex; cytoplasm. The record is from RefSeq and is a predicted model, not a curated record. Gene Ontology annotation, biological process: protein dephosphorylation. NCBI's taxonomy places the organism in Eukaryota, Fungi, Microsporidia, Nosematidae. Gene Ontology annotation, molecular function: protein phosphatase regulator activity.